UUAAUGCCUGGAGCAGUCGGCUGUGCCCCAGAGUUUGGACCAUGUAACAAGAUGGCGGUACUCUGGGUCAUCUUACACCUGAUGUUGGUGUUGAGCGAUGGGAUCGCGUCAGGAGAGGAAGCCAAGGACGAUGGGGAAAACAGGGAGAGCCGUUGGUACAACACCACAACACCAGCGUACAAUUACACUACUUGGGGAUACUACAUGUAUAUCGAGACUUCCUCAGGUGGGUCGGGAGAGGUAGCUCGUCUUCGCAGCCCAACCGUCUACGGCUAUGAUUGGUACUGUCUGCAGUUCGCCUACCACAUGUACGGGACUGACAUCAAUCAGCUGCGGGUACUGAUCGGGUCAAACCUCGUGUGGAGCCGGUCAAACAACCAGGGAAAUAGCUGGCAUCUCGCUUCCGUGCAAGUCUACAUACACAAUGAUCAGGUCGUGUUUGAGGGUGUUCGUGGUGGCAGCUAUAGAGGGGACAUCGCCAUUGACGACGUUAUCCUGAACCCUGGACCUUGCCCGUGGACAGACAGUCCACACAGUACAGAUUUCAUCACCGAAGAACCGACCGCAGCUCCUACCACUUGGUGGUGGACCACGGCCUGGAACAACUGGAUGACGCCAGCUGACCAUACUGACUAUUAUUACAACUUCCAUGUCCGACUAAGGGGCGGAGACGGCUACAGCUACGGCAGAGUGGAGGUCUACUACAACGGACAGUGGGGGACUGUCUGUCACGACGGCUUCGGGUGGAACGAGGCCAACGUGGUCUGCCACGAGCUGGGAUUCGACCAGGUCGACACGUACUACCGCAACGCGUACUACGGACAGGGUAGCGGACCGAUAUGGAUGGACGACCUGAACUGUUACGGGUCUGAGAGCUCCCUGCAGUACUGCCCACAUCGCGGCUGGGGGAACCACAACUGUAACCAUGGGGACGACGUCUCAGUCUCAUGUAUCGCUUCUACAACUACUGACAAGCCCUGGUGGUGGACAACUACUGACAAACCCUGGUGGUGGACAACCAUGAACUGGUGGAAGACAGAGGUAACUACUGUAAGUGUUCCUGGCGGGUGGAGGUGGACAACGGACUGGAAAUGGUGGGAGACAACGCAAGAUCCGUUGACGACAGAUGUGGAAAUCACUACAGAGGAACCAACCCCCGGCUGGUGGGAACAAACCACAAAUUACUGGGACUGGUGGCAAACUACACCAGGUGAUGAUGAUAUUAGACCCGACGCCGUUCCAUGUGGCGGACAGUUCUACCAAUCUUCCGGCAUCAUCGAGAGUCCACACUACCCAAACAGCUAUUUUAACAACGCCAACUGUCAUUGGAUCCUCACCGGGUACAUCGGAACUAUUGUGGAAAUCGGAGUGGAGCGUUACAACCUGGAAUCUUGCUGCGACCACCUGAGCAUUUACGAUGGUCGAUCCACCAGUUCGCCCAGACUUGCUCGUCUUAGUGGAACAGGAUCCUCGAGGUACUACUACAGCUCAUCCAAUGAAGUUAUGAUCCACUUCACAAGCGAUGGAAGUGUGGUAGACAACGGCUUCAGGAUUAGAUUUUAUCACUUCCAGGUACGACUGAGGGGCGGAAACGGCGGCAGUUCCGGCAGAGUGGAGGUCUACUACAACGGACAGUGGGGGACUGUCUGUGACGACAACUUUGGCUGGCAAGAAGCGCGAGUCGUCUGCCGUGAACUGGGAUACUCUACUGUUUACACCUACCACCACAACGCGUACUUCGGACAGGGCAGCGGACCGAUAUGGAUGGACAACCUGAGCUGCUCCGGAUCUGAGAGUUCCCUGCAGUACUGCCGACAUAACGGCUGGGGGAGCCACAACUGUCGACAUGGGGAGGACAUCGGAGUAGUCUGUGGCUGUAAGUUACAGUUUCGUAUGCGUACUUCUUAUGUCUUUAUGCCACAAAUGGAUGGAUACUUCCAGGUCCGACUGAGGGGCAACGGUAGUGACUACCACAGCUACGGCAGAGUGGAGGUCUACUACAACGGACAGUGGGGAACUGUCUGUGACGAUGGUUUCGGCUUUCAAGAUGCCCGAGUCGUCUGCCGUGAGCUGGGAUUCUCCGACUACUACACCUACCACCACGGUGCGUACUUCGGACAGGGCAGCGGACCGAUAUGGAUGGACGACCUGAGGUGCAACGGGUACGAGAGCUCCCUGAAGGACUGCCCACGUAACAACUGGGGAAGCCAUGAUUGUAGUCACCACGAGGACGUCAGCGUAAUUUGUGAUACCGGCAAUACAACUGCACCACCAUGGACGUGGACGACUGAUUCCUGGAAUGACCCAUGCAGCAACUACAUAGUACUGAAUGAGGCAUGGAGAAGUACCGAAAAUGUAAGCUCUAAUUCGGGUGUUCAUUGCGAUCACCGGUUUAACGGGGAGUGGUACCGCUUCAUGGAACCUGCCGGAACGUCAAUGCCUACAUCUCCACCCCAGUCCACACACAGAUGUGGUACUCAUGCCCCGAUGUGGAUGAACGGAGUACACCCGACCGUUGGUGCCGGUGAAGUGUCUCGUGGCGUCUGCGCAUUCUGGGAAAACAAUACCUGUGAAUGGUCCACAACCAUCCAGGUGAAGGCGUGCAGCGCUGGUUACUACGUGUACAAAUUACCCAGGGCUCCUGUAUGCUCGCUGGCUUACUGUGGUGUCUCUGACUCGGGAGGAGCCAACAACACUUACCUUCCUACGGUCAACCCACCAUGGCACACUUCCAAACCUGAUUUGGGCAUGACCGGUUCCUGUGACUCCGACAUGAUGACCGUGACCUUUGACCUGUGGGUUGCCCCGUGGCUUGACGGGAAUCGCAUGCACUUCGCCGACCCCACCUGUAAGGCCUUCAACAAUGGUUCUCACCUCAUCUUAGCGACUAAACUCAGCGACUGUGGGACGAAAAGGAACGAAACAGACGAUUACGUCAUCUACACCAACAAGGUCCUCAUGUACUCGUCCAACCACAGCGUCAUCAUCCGGGACCUUCAGCUGGAGGUCCCCGUCACCUGCAAGCUACCGCGCAAGUCCGUAGUUUCCGCCCAGUUUACGGCAGACUCCAACGCCGUGAGGUACAACCUCGAGAGGGAGGGACAGUUUGACAUCGCGCUGCAGUUUUACCACAGCUCGAUGUUCUACUCCGCGCACACGGGGCCGGUGGGGCUGCAGCUUAACGAGAGAGCGUACGCGCAGGUGCGGCUCUCGUCUGACGACAAUCUCCGCAUCAGGGUGGACUCCUGUGUGGCCACGCCUUCACGGAACCCGGCCGAUACGGUCAUCUACAGCGUCAUCGAGAACAACUGCCCAAAAGACCCGACUGUGAUGACGUACUACACAUCGUCCCCGAAGGUGGAACGUUUCGGGUUCCGAGCUUUCCAGUUCGCCAACGGACAGAACCAAGUCUAUCUGCACUGCCUGGUUCAGGUCUGUGACGUCGGACCCCAACUCGCAGUGCACCCUGGGAUGCAUGAGGCGUGGUGACCGGGAGAAACGUGAGGCCACGCCUAGCAACCAGCUACAUCAGGUGUCCGCGGGCCCCAUCUUCCUGCGCAUGACCGGAGACGACGAGGGCGUCGACUUCUCCGCUGAGAAGAAGACCUACACGUCCAGCGACUUUGCGCAGACCCCGGCCCUGACCCUCGCCGUCGCCGCCGUGGCCGGUCUGGCCGUGGUCGUUCUCGGCAUCGCCGCCAUGGCGUUCGUCUACAAACACCGCCGCGACAAGAUGGCCUUCCGGUACCAGCCUGUCGAUACCGCGGAGACAUACUAAGUAACAAGCUAACUAGAGUUUAAUCUGAUUAGCAUGGAACAGGGCCAUAGUGAGUAGUGACUGCAGUGUCUUAAAACAAGUACUCGGAGAAAUAAAGCAUUGGGUACACAAAUAAAGCG
This is a messenger RNA of Branchiostoma belcheri (Belcher's lancelet), 3897 nucleotides long. RefSeq names its product deleted in malignant brain tumors 1 protein-like. NCBI's taxonomy places the organism in Eukaryota, Metazoa, Chordata, Leptocardii, Amphioxiformes, Branchiostomatidae. Gene Ontology annotation, cellular component: membrane. The record is from RefSeq and is a predicted model, not a curated record.